This is a messenger RNA of Corylus avellana, 2875 nucleotides long. RefSeq lists its product as uncharacterized. Gene Ontology annotation, cellular component: nucleus; RNA polymerase III complex. The record is from RefSeq and is a predicted model, not a curated record. NCBI's taxonomy places the organism in Eukaryota, Viridiplantae, Streptophyta, Magnoliopsida, Fagales, Betulaceae. Gene Ontology annotation, biological process: tRNA transcription by RNA polymerase III.
AAAAGCAAUUAACUGUGAGAGAGAGUUCUCAAAAACCUUACUCGCCGCCUCUAAAACCUCACCAGCGACGCAACUCACCGUUCAGGCCAGAGAGAGAGAAAGAGAGUCGUGGGGACACAGAGAUUUCGAGCAUGGACCUGGACGACAUAGACGCGCCGGACCAUGUUCCCUCUCGUAUCUCAAGAUUCGCGCCGAAAUCCCUCAAGCCGAAACCGAAACCGAAAUCCGAACCGAGCUUGAAACCGGAGCCCCAAGAGUCCGUACCAAAACCAGAACUCCUCGAAGUCGAUGCCGCCACUACGACUAAGAAGGAAGAAGAAGAAGCAAUUGGCGCUGAGGCCGAAGCCUCCUUGGCUUCGAAUGGCGCCGUAAAAAGGGAUACCGAAGCCAAGGUAGAAUCAAAGGAAGACGAUCCAAUUGUUGAAGAUGAUCCCAUGGAUGAAGACGACGUCGUUGUUCGCGAAAUCGACGUCUUCUUUAAUCCUUCCUUCGAUGACGACGCUAAGCUGUAUGUUCUGCAAUAUCCACUGAGACCGUCCUGGCGUCCGUACGAAUUGGAUGAUCGUUGCGAAGAGGUUAGGGUGAAACCUGUGAGUGAACAAGUGGAAGUUGAUUUGGCUCUUGAUGUUGAUUCCAAGAAUUAUGACCAAGAUUUCGGUGACCGGCUGAGGAUGACGAAGCAGACUUUGUCAUCAUCAUGGAAGGUGCCACGCACAACUGGCUAUGCUAUUGGUGUUCUGAUGGGUAAUAAGUUACACCUGAAUACAAUUCAUGCAGUUGUGCAGCUCCGGCCAUCAUUGGAACAUCUGAAGUCUGGUCGCUCAAAAAGGAAGAACAAUGUUGCAGUUAACGCAGAAGCUACAGUUAAAUUGGAAGAAUCGUCUGAAGAAAAAUCUGUUGGUCCAUCUAAGAAGCAGAACAAGCGGCUGGAGCCUUCAACUGAGAAGAAAACUGAUGAUGAAGAGCCUUGGGUUCCUCUCAAGUACCAUAGUUCAGAGAGUGAUUUCUCUGCCAGAUAUUUACAAAGAAUGGUGGCACAAAAAAGCUCUCCUAUACAAUUUAUGAUGAAUCCGUUUGACUAUGUUGACUCCUUCUGUCCCGGGGCACCUAACAACAUUAAACCCAAAGGUCCUUCAAGAAGGUUUUUGCACACACUGCCUCUGGAAGAACGAAUCAAGAAACUGCUCUGUGAGGGACCUCCAGUUCACCGAUUCACAUUUCUGAAACACUUUGCUCAAGACUACUCCAAUGAAGAAUUUUUGCAAGUCCUUCAGAAGCAUGCUUUACUGGUACAGGGCCUUUGGGCUCCAAAAAGUCCAUUGCUAAUUCCAGAGGGUGGUCAAUCAUCCUUAGCUAGGGAUUAUGUCCUUCUUUUAUUCAGCAAGAAUACAGUAAUUUUACAAUCAGAUAUCCCAACAAUUCUUAAGAAAACAAUGAACGUCUUCCUGGAUGCUCUCGCCUUCAAAAAAUCUUCCCCUAAAUUUAAUGGUUGGAAAUUGAAAGAGCCUGCUGAUGCUUCAUUUAUAAAACUCUAUCCAGAAAUUGUUGAUGCGCAAAAGGAGAUUUGGAACAACAUUGAAAGCAAGUUAUAUGGUUGUAUUGGAGGUAAAAGAGGUGGGCUUCGGGAAAAGAAUGCUGUCUUAAAGCCUAUUAUGACUGGUACGCCUGGAAAAACUGUGAGCUCCGAUAAAAGUGUUACAAAAAAUGCAAGUAGAGUAUCUAGUGGGAGGAAGACCAUGUCAGAAGAAACUCGAGAAGCUCUACCAAGGGUCCUGCCAAAAGUUUUUCAAACUCACAAGGUUUGCAGCUUCCAGCAGAUAUGCCAAGGCCUGCGUCAAUUGGCGAUUUCCCUGUCUACUCUUCCAAAGCGAGAUGCUAAAAUGGUAGUUGCUGCUGCAUAUGGUGUUGAUAGUCCAGAAGAAUUGCAGGAAAUCAUAAACCAAGUUGCAAUAAAUAUUAAUGACCUUUAUGUCUUAAAGUCAUCUCCAGAACACCCAGAAUAUGAUCCAUUGAGGGGCAUUGUUAUUGACCUUCUACGUGCAAGGUCACAUGUUAAAAAGGCAGAAGUAUUUGAAGCUGCCAAGUUGGCUCUUAAGAGGGAUAUCACCAAUAAUGAAUAUAAUAAGGUCAUGAAUGAUAUUUGUGUUUCCAAAGGUUCUGCAUGGGUCUUGAAAAGUGGUGAUGGAAGUUCAAAAUGAUUCUGCACUGUUCAUUGGAUUAGUAACAAAAAUUAUUUGAAGGUAGAAAAGAAGAUGCAAGUUAUGAGGGGAUGUUCAAAUUUUGAUCUUAUAUAUUGAAGGAAGUUGUUGAUAUUGAUGAUGCUCAAGCAUUUCAAGAAGCCUUUUUUUCAGCUGCUUGUUCUCUGUCACGAGAUCUGUGGGGAUACUCCGCCGCUUCAUGCACGCCCUAGUACCUGCAUGAAAAUGUUUUAGAUGUGAUAGGAUCCAGAAGAUUGACUACUAUUGUGUCAACAUGUGCUGUUUCUUCUUUGCAAAGGGGUUCAACAGCUCAAUUGGAAACGAAGUUUCACUUCUAGCGGGGUUAUGCCAGCCUAAGUACCUUACUAUUUGAUUGGUUAUAAUUUAUAAGAUUCCAUCAAGUCCGCAUUGUUUUCUCAUGAUUUCGUCGUCUUUUUUUUUUUUUUUAUGUCCUCAUUCUCCUUCUUUUCCCUGUAUCUUGCUGAAUACACAAAGUUUUGAAUGUGUUUCAUACCAAACUACAAUUAAUUGUUACCAUUUAUAGUAUGAUGAGUAGCACUAGAGGAUGGUGGUUGAUUUUGGGACAAGGUUAGUGAAAUGGAGAUGAGUCAUUUUAUGGUCAAAAUUUAAUGUUGAAUUUAAUGUUGUAGAUGAUAUCAUGUGAUAAAUAUGUUGGC